CACCACAACCAAAAUCCUCCAUGAAAUACUUGUGGGCUUGAAAUAUCUUUUAGGAAUGAUGAUGAGUGAAAGUUGAUAUAGAAUAUAAAAAGGGAGAUAUGUGUAGGUUUUGUUAGAGGUAUUUUCUACAUUACAAAGGCAUUUGAAGAUUUUGGUCUUCAAAAAUGAUGAAGGCCAUUCCUUCCAAGGCUUUGGUUAUUAAAAUCAAUUUGAUGUUCCUUGCAUUCUUCUUUGUCAUCUAUGUCACCCUUCUCCUUGGAUCAUCUACUUCCGGCUACCUCGAGUAUCCAGCGACCAUUGUUCGGUGCUCGCUGCGCGAGUGCCACCAGAAGGUUGAAGAUGGUGUAGUAAAGAUGAAGGCAGUCCUAGAAGAGACAACAUUGAAAGGAAAGAGCAAAAUAUUGAAAAGAGAGAAGCCCAGCUUCUUGAGUGAAAUGGGAAGGGUAAGGAAGAUAGGAAUGGUGAACAUGGAUGGAAAAGGUGUGAGUGAAUGGAAAGGCUUUGGGAAAUUUAUACCAGUCCACUUUGAACGUGUCUCGGAGUACCUAGAAUGGAAAGAUUUGUUCCCAGAGUGGAUCGACGAGGAGGAAGAAAGCGAUGUAUCGACGUGCCCAGAGAUACCUAUGCCGGAUUUCAUGGCCUAUGAGGAGAUGGACAUGGUGGUGGCCAAGUUGCCUUGUGAGUAUCCCAAAGAAGGGUGGGGUAGAGAUGUGUUUAGGCUUCAAGUUCAUCUCACAGCAGCUAAUUUGGCAGUGAAGAGGGGGAAGAGGGCUACUGGGAGAAGAAUGAAGAUAUUGUUUUUGAGUCCUUGCAGGCCUAUGAUGGAGCUGUUUCGAUGUGAAGAUAUGGUGAAGAGAGAGGGGGAUUGGUGGUGGUAUGAGCCAGAAAUGAGCAGAUUGGAACAUAAGGUUUCUUUGCCUAUUGGGUCUUGCAAAUUGGCCUUGCCACUCUGGGAAGAAGGAAGCAUUGAUGAGGUAUACAAUCAAUCCCAGCUCAUGACUACAAACCAAGGAAAGAAUGUGACAAGAAGAGAGGCAUAUGUCACGGUUCUUCACUCCUCUGAAGCCUAUGUCUGUGGUGCCAUAGCUCUUGCCCAAAGCAUCCUUGCAACAGGAACCAAGUGUGACCUUGUUAUGUUACUAGACAAAUCCAUCUCUCAACCGAAACGUGCUGUACUUGCUGCCGCCGGAUGGAAAAUUCGAAUGAUCAAACGGAUCAGAAACCCCAAAGCAGAAAAAAAUGCUUACAAUGAAUAUAACUACAGUAAGUUCCGACUAUGGCAGCUCACUGAUUAUGACAAGAUCAUCUUCAUUGACUCCGACAUUGUAGUACUCCGAAACAUGGAUAUCUUAUUCCAUUUUCCCCAAAUGUCGGCGACCGGAAAUGAUGCUUCAAUCUUCAAUUCAGGAAUCAUGGUAAUUGAACCAUCAAAAUGCACCUUUAAAGCUCUAAUGGAAUUGAGGAAGGAGAUAGUAUCAUACAAUGGAGGAGACCAAGGCUUCCUUAAUGAGGUAUUUGUGUGGUGGCAUAGGUGGCCAAGGAGAGUGAACUACUUGAAGAACUUUUGGGCAAACACAACAUUAGAAUCAAGCAUGAAGAAUCAGCUUUUUGCUUCGGAUCCGCCGAAGCUUUAUUCGAUACAUUUCGUUGGAUUAAAGCCUUGGUUAUGUUAUAGAGAUUAUGAUUGUAAUUGGGAUAAAAGUGAUCAACAUGUUUAUGCAAGUGACAUUGCUCAUCAAAGAUGGUGGAAAGUGCAUGAUGCAAUGGAUGGGAAGUUGCAGAAGUUUUGUGCACUCACUAAGCAAAGGAAGAUUGAAUUGGAUUGGGAUAGAAAGAAGGCCAGAGAGAAGGGCUUACAAAAUGGGCAUUGGAGGAUCAACAUUACUGAUCCAAGACGCAAUAAGCAUAACUUGCAAUAAUCUAUUAGUUUCUUUAAUUUGUUGUUAAUUUGUUUUGUAAAACAUAAUUUGUGUGUGUAUAGAUCGUAGAUAUUGAGAACACAUUAUGUUUGUAACAAUUUCUUACUUAUAAAAUACUUGCUCUGAGGCUCUCUUAA
Molecule: messenger RNA, 2056 nt
Organism: Macadamia integrifolia
Lineage: Eukaryota; Viridiplantae; Streptophyta; Magnoliopsida; Proteales; Proteaceae
Product: UDP-glucuronate:xylan alpha-glucuronosyltransferase 2
Exons: 3
Coding region: 165-1919 (584 amino acids)
Biological process (GO): xylan biosynthetic process
Molecular function (GO): glycosyltransferase activity
Source: RefSeq, a predicted model, not a curated record